GCACCGUUUAACAGACGUGUCAGGUCAUCAUAACUGUGGCAUUAAUAUUCGUAUUUGAUUACGACACUAUAAAAUAACACUAAAAAAGCUCUGGAUAGUUCCUCUAAUUUCGUAAUAAUUAAAUUAGAAACGGAGGUAACAUUUUUUAUUUUUUUAUUUUGAAAUCGACUUCGAUCUGUUCGUCACACUUUUCAACUCCUCCUCUUUCUCUUUGCUCGUAAUUAUAAAACACCUUUGGUUCUUAAUGGAGGAGCAAGUUAACGGGAGUGUUGAAAUUCCUCUUCUGAAUUCUUCUUCUUCUUCCACAAUGGAGAAAGAUAUUAGCAUGGAUGGAUUAACAAUGUUUAAAUCAAAGAAAACUUCGAGUUUUCAUAGAAUAAUUGCUCUUGCGAUAUGGCUUGGAUCAAUUCAUCUCAAUGUUUUCUUAGUUUUGACGGCUUUCUUCUUCCUUCCAGCUACACUAGCUUUCGCUGUAUUUGGAUUGCUUUUAUUUCUUAUGGUGAUUCCUACAAAUGAUAAAAGUGUUAUUGGCCGAAAAUUGGCAAGGUAUAUUUGUAAACAUGCUACUGGGCAUUUUCCAGUUAGUCUUGAUGUUGAGGAUAUUAAUGCGUUUGAUCCAAAUCAAGCUUAUGUUUUUGGAUAUGAGCCACAUUCGGUUUUACCAAUUGGUGUAAUUGCUCUUUCUGACCUCACGGGUUUCAUGCCUCUUACGAAGAUUAAGGUCCUUGCAAGCAGUGCUGUGUUUUACACCCCAUUCUUAAGGCAAAUUUGGACAUGGUCAGGGCUUGCACCUGCAUCAAAGAAAAGCUUUAUUUCUUUCUUGUCUGCGGGUUAUAGUUGUAUCAUUGUUCCUGGGGGAGUGCAGGAGACAUUUCAUAUGGAACACAAUUCUGAGGUUGCCUUUAUCAAGAAUAGGAAAGGAUUUGUUCGUGUAGCCAUUGAGAUGGGGAGGCCUUUAGUUCCAGUUUUCUGCUUUGGUCAGAGUAAUGUAUACAAAUGGUGGAAACCGGACUGGGAACUAUUCCUCCACAUUUCUAGAGCAAUCAAGUUCGUCCCGAUCGUCUUUUGGGGAAUGUUUGGAACACCUUUACCCAAUUCAAAUCCCAUGCAUAUUGUGGUGGGUAAGCCCAUUGAGUUCAAGAAGAACCCACAGCCGUCAGUAGAAGAGAUCAAUGAAGUUCACAGUAAAUACGUUCAAGCCCUUCAAGAACUCUUUGAAAGACACAAGGCAAGGGUUGGUCAUGCUGAUCUCCAGUUGAGAAUUCUGUGAAUUUUAGCUUAUGUUUCUGUAUUACCUCAUCUGUAUUUAUAGUACAAAGCCUUCAAAGUACCUUGAAGGUUGAAAAAAGGUUUUUAUAACCGACUGUACAGUUGUUAGCAAUAGAAUAACAAUAUCAGUCCGUUUGAAGAAUGCUACUUAGAUUUCCACUGUAAUAGAAACAGUUCUACAGUUUCAUAUUCAGAAUCAAUAUGCAAGAUUGUUUGUGGCUCUGUGCCCGUUAAA
This is a messenger RNA of Papaver somniferum (opium poppy), 1504 nucleotides long. RefSeq names its product diacylglycerol O-acyltransferase 2-like. Gene Ontology annotation, biological process: triglyceride biosynthetic process. Gene Ontology annotation, molecular function: diacylglycerol O-acyltransferase activity. Lineage: Eukaryota; Viridiplantae; Streptophyta; Magnoliopsida; Ranunculales; Papaveraceae. Gene Ontology annotation, cellular component: endoplasmic reticulum membrane. The record is from RefSeq and is a predicted model, not a curated record. The transcript is spliced from 9 exons. The coding region runs from base 245 to 1270 and encodes 341 amino acids.